Molecule: messenger RNA, 708 nt
Organism: Naegleria gruberi
Lineage: Eukaryota; Heterolobosea; Eutetramitea; Acrasida; Naegleriidae
Exons: 1
Coding region: 1-708 (235 amino acids)
Molecular function (GO): tRNA binding
Source: RefSeq, a predicted model, not a curated record
AUGUCUGCUAUGAAUGAAAUUCCAAUCACUCCUCUCUUCACCAAGUCAUUGGCAAUGAUAGAUGAUUUGGCCAAUAAAUUGCAAAAUAAUCAACCAAUUACAUCAUCAAAAUCUUCCGAAAAGAAGGUUCAACAAAAGAAGGAACAAAAGCCUAAACAACAACAACCACCAAAGAAGGCUGCUGCUAAACCAACUCAUCCAUUCCAUCAAACUUUCCUUGUUGUUGCUCAAGUAGAAUCCAUCGAAAAACAUCCAGAAUCUGAAAAACUCUACAAGAUUACUUUAAAUAUUGGAGGUGAUGAAAAGAAGGGACUCGUUGCAGGUCUUCGUAAAUUCUACACUGAAACGGAAUUGUUAAAUAGAAAAUUAAUUUCCAUCGUUAAUUUAAAGCCUAAGAAACUUGCUGGUGUUUUGAGUGAAGCAAUGAUUCUUGCUGGAACAGCAGUUGGUGAUGAAAAUAAUGUUAAAAUUUUGGAUCCAUCACCAAAUGCUCAAGUUGGUGACAGAGUUGUUUUGUCAACAGAUGUUAAUAUUAUUGAACCAUAUGUACAAAGUAUUGAAGAUAGAUGUUCUCCAAAUCAAUGGGAAAAGAUUGUUAAGGAAUUGAAAGUUAUUAAUGGUCAACCAAGUGUUUCAGGAACUACUCUUACUCUUUUGGAUGGCUCAAUAAUUAAAUGUGAAUUACCUGAUGGAAGUGAAAUCCAUUAA